UCUCUUUCCAUCCCAGCUCCAUUUCCAUCCUCCACCCAUAGCCCUCUGUUCGAAACCUCUACCCUUUUGCCUUUCGCUCUCUCCUUUCUCGCCGUUUCCAAAAUUUUCCAUCUCAUUCUCCUCUCAUCCAUCGUUAAACCUUCAUUCUACACCCACCCCCCAUAUCCCCUUCAACUUCCCCCUUCUGGUCAGAAUCCUCUCUCUGUCUUCUUCUCUGUCUAUCUCCGUAAUUAGAACCCACUUUCCACCCUCCCCCAUCCGUUCCGUCACCCUCUCUAUUUCCACUCCCCUUCCUAGUGCCCUCCUUAUUAUCUUCUCUACAAAGCCUCUUCUCUCCUCCUCGUCCUCUCCUUCCACCCCUCUCCACAUCACGUUCCUCUCCUUCCUCCUUCUAUCCUCUUCCUCUCUCCUUGUCCUCUGUCUCUCCCUCUAUGUCAUCCUCUCUCUCUCUCGUCUAUCCUGUUUUUCAUCUUCUCCAUUUCCUUCCUUCGGUCAGUCCUCUUCUUCUCCACCUCCCUCCAACCGUCCUCUGGUUCCUACCUCUGCUCCGUCCUCCUCGUCCCUUCCCUUACCUCCUUCUGACCACCACCGCCUUCUCUUCUCCUCUCUACUCCGCCUCCGUAUUCUUCCCCCUUACUUCCUCUCCUCUCCGCUCUCUCCUCUUCAUUUUCUCAAUCUUUCUUCUCUUCAUGCCUCCUCAUCCUGACUAUCCCGUUUCUUUCCUCCUCCCACUUGCCUUCCUCUUCCAUCUCCACCUCUCUCCACCACUCCUCCAUCCUCUCUUGUUACUUCUAUCCCGUUCUUCCUCUCUUUCUCUUCUUCUGUUCCCUCUCCUCAAUCACCUUCUCUAUCCCUGUCUCUCUUCUUCUUCCUUUCUUACCUUCUCCUGUCCGUUCCUGCUCCUUUUCCUCUCUUUUUUCUUUUCACCUUCCUCUCUCUCCAUCUUCUUUUCCUCCCACAGCCUUUUCUCUUUCUCCUUGUCAGUUCUGCCCUUUCCGAUCUCUCUGUCCCUUCUGUCCUCCUCCGUUCUCUUCAUUUCUACUGCCUCCACUUUCUUCUCCUGUAUCCAUCCUCCGCUCCCUUUCUCUCUUUCCUCUCUCUCUUCUGUGCUCCCUCCGUCCUCUCUCCCUUUUGCCUUCCUCCUCCUCCACGUGCUUCCUUACACAUCACACUCAUCAACUCAAUCAUCUUCUUCAUGCCUUCUCUUAUCCCUUUCAACUCUCCGUUUAUUCUCUUUAGCUCUACACAUAUCUCCUCUGCUCCGUCUGUCCACUCCAUCUUUUCCUUCUUCCUCUUAUUCUUCUCACUCUUCGCACUUUCCGACAACAUUUUCUUCUUCGCUACCAUUUCUUCCACUCUAAUCUCUAUAUCAUGCGCUCUUUUACCGUUCUCAACUUCGAUAUAUCGAUCCGACUUUCUCUCGAACUCUCCUCUAAUCACCGCUCUCCCUCCUCUUCGUUCAAUACAUCGAUGUUACACUUUCUUAGUGGACCACGCGCCUGGCAACUUACGUGUUUUCAAAGCCCGCUACCAUCAUCUCCCCUCUUUACCUACCAGCUAUUCCUGUUGCCCAAUCUCCAGCCUCCUUUCUUCCAUUCUACCAAUCCUCUUUCUGCCCUGCACUCUCCACCAACUCUCAUAUCCCACCUCUCUCUCUGUGUAUCGAUGGUUCGAAGUAAGGUCCUCCUGUCAUGCCAUCUGUCGACUCUUCCUCAUACUCUCUCCCUCUCACCAGCGCCUCUCUCCAUCUCUCCUGCUGCUUGUCUGCUCAAUUUCCUUUUCCUUCCGCUUCUGCGCACUGUCUUGCCUCCAAAAUCUGCUGUCCCAUCCCCGGUCACCUGCUCCAAUAUUUCUGAUACUUCUCCUGCCUCUCCACUUUCAACUCUUCACUUCCCUCCAAUGUCCGAAUUACCUUUCCAUCUUUCUGACCUCCUUCACUCUCUCUCACCUUCCUUUUCACAUCUUUCUCACUUUCCUAACGUCCACUAGUGAAAUCACUACUCUCGAUUGUUCGCCACCGACCGCCAUUUUUUCUAUUCUCUCGUUUGCAUGUAUAUUUGUGUAUAUAUUCAACAUAAAUUAAGGAAUUAAAAAUAAUUUGCAUUUAAUAAUAAAAAUCAACUCAAAAACGAAAAAGAAGGUAAAUUUAUGAAAUAAAACAUAUAUUUAAAUUGAAAUAAAAUAUUUUACUUGGCGGAACAUAUACGGAUUACCGACAUUUGUCACAAGACUAAGAAAAAACCGCUAAAAAAUCUUACCAGUAUUCAUCAAAUAAAAUACGAUAUUUAUAAAUUAUUCUAUUUAAUACGAGAAAAUAAACAUGCGUGUUUAAUAUAUAAAAUGUGUUAACGUUUUUAUAAAUUUGCAAAAAAAAUUGUAUGGGGACCAAUGGUCUCCUUCUUAUUACUAAUGGAUACUUUAUUGAAGCCUCAUGUGACGCGCCUGCGCGAGAACAACUGAUUUGUCUAUCAACACUGAUGCUAAAUUUAUUCGCCCAUGUCGUAUGUAAAAUGUAUUGCAUAUAUACAUUCGUAUAAAUGUAUAUAAACGAGAAGCUGCCUUUUCAGCUCAUAGUUGGUAAUGUGAACAAGUAUAUUGGAUAGUGUAUUGUCACAAGUAUUGUUCUUUCGUGAACAUAAUGCUGCAAUUUAAUCCAUAUAAUGUAAUAUUUUUACUUGUUAUAACUUUCAAUGGUUUGGAUUAUCCGAAUACUCCGUUAACUUCGCAGGAAAGAUGAGUGAAUGUAAAAAUUAAACGUAUGCUAUUAAAAAUAAAAAAUGAGGAAUAAUUUCAAUUAGAAGAGGAAGAAACUUUAGAUUUUUAUGAUGAGUAUGAGAUCCCAGAAGCGGAAAAAGUUGAUUUAUUAGAGGCAGAUUAAAAAAAAAUCUAUUUUCCAGAAGAAGUUAUUUGUAAUUCAGUUGAAGAAACAAUAUCAACUGACUAUAAGAGGCAAACUGUGAAACACUGGAAAAGUAAUAAGACAAAACCAAGAUCGCUUGAAGGAGUUAAAUAAAAAUUUAGAAAAGUUACAUCAAUACGACAAUUACAACGAUGAGAAAACUAUUUCAUCCAAAGUAGUAGUAGGCCAGAAAAAUUAAAAAAAUUUCUAAAUACACAUUAGGCCAUUUUAAUAAAGCACUUGAAAGAAAAAUCAUCAUUCAUGGCAUUAACAUCGCUCGAUAGGCUUUUCGAGCACAAAAUGAAGGAAAUGUGGCAGGAUUCAAAGCUUCAGAAAAAUAGGUACAAAGAUUUAAAAAAACACAUAUUGUGACUAGAAAACUAACAAAA
This is a messenger RNA of Monomorium pharaonis (pharaoh ant), 3288 nucleotides long. RefSeq lists its product as uncharacterized. NCBI's taxonomy places the organism in Eukaryota, Metazoa, Arthropoda, Insecta, Hymenoptera, Formicidae. Bases 432 to 1361 code for a protein of 309 amino acids. The transcript has 2 exons. The record is from RefSeq and is a predicted model, not a curated record.